AUGGUCAGUGCUCUCUUUUACACAGGCACGAAGUAUGAGGGUGUGCGGUUUCGAAAGGCGCUUCUAGAAACGAUACCCGAGAUUGAUGCUCUUGCUCACCUCGUAAUACCGACCCAUCCAAAACGAAAGCCUCAUGACCGCAUGCUUCACCACUUCCGGUUUAUCUUACCUCUCCUCACCGCGGACGAGGAUGAAUUGACGCCGCUACACUACUACGAUUCCGCUAUCCAGCUAGCACGGAAUUCUCACCGGGAGCCAACUGAGAAGGUGUUUGAACUCGGAAUGGAGAUGGCUGAUGUUAUCAGGAACACUCUCAAUGAAACUCGACUGGAGAUGUUACAGGGGUCAUCCACACAGUUGAACGAGUCGGAUGAAUGA
Messenger RNA from Marasmius oreades (fairy-ring Marasmius), 378 nucleotides. RefSeq lists its product as uncharacterized. Bases 1 to 378 code for a protein of 125 amino acids. NCBI's taxonomy places the organism in Eukaryota, Fungi, Basidiomycota, Agaricomycetes, Agaricales, Marasmiaceae. The transcript is spliced from 3 exons. The record is from RefSeq and is a predicted model, not a curated record.